AUGGAUGUGUCGGGAAGAAGUGGAAUUGCCGGCAGGUCUCAGACGAGAACUGAUGCCGAAACGUGUCGCCGUGAUUGUGGACGGCAACCGGAGGUGGGCCUUGCAAAGGGGUUUGCCGUUGGAACCAGGGGUGCUCAAAUUUUAGACCGGCCGCAA
Molecule: messenger RNA, 156 nt
Organism: Ilex paraguariensis (yerba mate)
Lineage: Eukaryota; Viridiplantae; Streptophyta; Magnoliopsida; Aquifoliales; Aquifoliaceae
Source: the annotation of a GenBank genome assembly